AUGACCGAUACUGAAACAGUGGACCCGAACUCUACUACAUUCUCCGGACCUAACAGUUUGCUAAGUGAUACACAAUUAGUCGAAUUGGCCAAAAUAUACAAGACACAACCAUGUCUAUGGAAUGAAAAGGAUAUGGCAUAUAGAUUCGCUAACAGGCGUCGAGAAGCCUUGGGGAAUAUGCUUCAAGAACUGAAUAACAAGUUUGAAUUAAACUUUACUAAACGUGAUUUGGGGAAGGAAAUUGCUCGUAUUCGCAAAAUAUGUUCAUACGAAAAGAAUCAAAAAAUUUCAUGUAAAAAAAGCAAAUGUAGUUAUAAACCUAAACUCCCAUAUUACGAGCACAUAGCAUUUGCUGAGAUCGAUGUUCGUCCUUUUGAAUGCUCGGUUUGUGGAAAUUUACUUCCUAGCCUAAGCCAGUAUACCAUACAUAAAGCAUCCCAUGAUGGGUCGCUACCAUUUAAAUGUAUUGUUUGCGAAAAAGGAUUUCAGCUGGCAACUAACUUAACGGUACAUUUACGAAGACACGCACAGGACUACAACUACAGCUGCGAGGUGUGCAGCAAGGCUAUUGCAACUACAACUGAGUUAAAAACCCACAUGCUUCAACACACAGGCGAAAAGCCGCACGUUUGCGAUAUUUGCGGCAAAAGUUUCAAAAUGCCACGAGGAUUUAAAGAGCAUUUGCUGCGACACGAAAAACGCCCUGGUGAAAAGUGUACAAUAUGUUCAAAGGCCUUUUAUAUUAAACGUAAACUUAAAGAACAUAUGGCCAUUCAUUGGAAGGUGCGGGACAAAAUAUGUGACGUCUGUAAUAAAGGAUUUACAACUCGAAAAGACCUUCGUCAACACAAACACAUUCAUGACGCUGAAAAGAAAUUUGUUUGCAAACUUUGUGGAGUGCGGUUUGCACAACCGGCUGGACUUUAUGGACAUCUAAAAUCGCAUGGAACAUUGUUAUCUGCUAAGAGUACUACGGUGCAAAUGACCUAGCAUCAUUGCAUUGCAAAUUUGUAUUG
Rhagoletis pomonella (apple maggot) is the source of this 1016-nucleotide messenger RNA. RefSeq names its product zinc finger protein 136-like. The transcript is spliced from 2 exons. Bases 1 to 990 code for a protein of 329 amino acids. The record is from RefSeq and is a predicted model, not a curated record. Gene Ontology annotation, molecular function: DNA-binding transcription factor activity, RNA polymerase II-specific; RNA polymerase II transcription regulatory region sequence-specific DNA binding. Lineage: Eukaryota; Metazoa; Arthropoda; Insecta; Diptera; Tephritidae. Gene Ontology annotation, cellular component: nucleus. Gene Ontology annotation, biological process: regulation of transcription by RNA polymerase II.